CCUCCCAACUUCAGUUCACUUCACCAAAUCUCGAAUACCAGACUGUCUUCCAUCUUCUGCUAGGGCUUCUUGUGUCUUCCCCUCCUAGCUAGGGUUUCUAACAUUAUCUCUCUCUCUCUUUCUCACUGUUUCGUUCUUAGAAUUUUUCUUUGUGAAUCGUUACAAACCUGAUCAGAUUUCUUUCGUUGCUGUCAUACGGGCUGAUCCUGAGUUAGAAGCAAUUAGACGCUGAAGAAUACCGGAGCUUAUGUCUCAACAUGGAGGGGCUGAUCCUGAGUUAGAAGCAAUUAGACGCAGAAGAAUGCAGGAGCUUAUGGCUCAACAUGGAGUGGGAAAUCAACAAAACUCUGAACAGCAGAAUGCUCAGGAAGAUGCCAAGAGGGAGGCAGAAGAACGGAGGCAAAUGAUGCUUAGUCAGAUUUUGUCAGCUGAAGCACGAGAAAGAAUUGCUCGAAUAGCUCUGGUAAAGCCUGAGAAAGCAAGAGGCGUUGAAGACGUUAUACUAAAUGCCGCUCAAAGGGGUCAGAUAGUUGAGAAGGUUUCUGAAGAGAGGCUCAUAUCAUUGCUGGAACAAAUUAACACCCAAACUUCUAAACAAACCAAAGUCACAAUCCAGAGGCGUCGGAGUGUUCUUGAAGACGAUGAUUAGCUCUUUAUCUGGAACUGAGUGUGUUAAAGUAAUUACAUGAUGCUUUUGAGUGUGGUUUGUUAACGAUGCAAUGCUUUGUUGGUUGUUUAUUAACGAAGAGCAUGAUCGUAUUUUGCUUAGUGCAAUGUAAUGUGAUGUUGACGAUUCGAAGCUUUCAUUCAUACUUGGUAUCAAUAUUAGUAUCUUUUGGGUGUUAUGCUUUA
Molecule: messenger RNA, 852 nt
Organism: Carya illinoinensis
Lineage: Eukaryota; Viridiplantae; Streptophyta; Magnoliopsida; Fagales; Juglandaceae
Product: DNA-binding protein DDB_G0278111
Exons: 8
Coding region: 248-649 (133 amino acids)
Cellular component (GO): cytosol; nucleus
Molecular function (GO): DNA binding
Source: RefSeq, a predicted model, not a curated record